Messenger RNA from Vespula pensylvanica (western yellowjacket), 4223 nucleotides. RefSeq lists its product as uncharacterized. The transcript has 8 exons. NCBI's taxonomy places the organism in Eukaryota, Metazoa, Arthropoda, Insecta, Hymenoptera, Vespidae. Bases 461 to 3793 code for a protein of 1110 amino acids. The record is from RefSeq and is a predicted model, not a curated record.
GAGGCGCCUCGACUCACUGGCUGGAGAACCGGAGUCUCUCCUGCGGAACAUCCCCGGCAGUUUCUCGUCGACGGCCAUCCGGAUCGACUCGCGAUCAAGGUUGAUGCUCGAAAGAGAACGAGAAUUUUUAUUCAACGCGGAAGCAACCCCCGCCGCGGUCGUGGACCUUGCUAAAAACUGCUGACGUUUAUUGGAGUUCAUCGGAAUAUCCUCUUCGUUGUCCUGAAAAAGGAGUUCAGUGUGUCAGUGUGAAUUCGAAUGACGUUACAAAAUUUACGGAUACGUUUGAAAUCUUUUUUUUGUCAUGUUUCCUUCCAAAUGAUUUCCACAUUUCAAAUGAAGAACUUUGACAAGAAUUACAAAGAAUGGAAAGGAUCCAUCAGGAUGAAAUGAAGGAUCUUUAAAGGAACUCUAGAUAUUGAUUUUUUUCGAUGAUACGUCUCCAAAAGUGGAAAGAAAGAUGUCUGUUGCUGGAUUGUCCUGUUACGGGGAUGGAUUCCGAUUGGCUGGGCCACCAUCGGAAUGUUCACUUCGAAGCAAGGCUAGAAUCGAUGCUCUCUUUGAGGACUGCAGAUCCAUCUGCAGUUCUACCCUUGGUGGUUGGUACGCUGGUGUCUCGACGGUAACAUCGAUUCAAUGCGAAGAUCAAAGUUUCGAAGAGCAAAAGAGAGUAAACAGUGCGGUCCAAGCAAGAAUCGAGGCGAUGUUUGCUUCCGUGGAAGCUGAAAGCGGAACACCAGGGGAAUGUGCAGCUGCCAUAUUGCCGGUGAAGUACAUGGGUGCUGCUCCAGUUGGUGGUAGAGUAGCCAGCAUUCGUGGCCUUCAAGAGCCUCUUCGUCAGCUUCUAGAGAGAAUCGAUGGAUCGAUUCAAGCGGAAUUAGAAGUCUCUAGACGUGGACUGAGCUUUCGAACCAGUGAGACCUGUGAGAAGAACAAUCCUUUUCGUAGAAUAGCUGUUUGGAGUGCGUUGAGACUUCGAUGUAGGAAGAUUCCGUCGGGCGAAUCGCAUUACGCUUUUCUGCCACUGGUCGGAGAUCCUGAUCAAGGUCAAGGGGCCGAUGACAAACACGCUGACCUCUAUAGGACAAUGCGUGGUUUGAAAAGUGAUGUCGACGUUUACCCACCUAUCUUCGCUGUGGUCAUGAGACGAGCAGGAGCAGCAAGAUUGUUAGAAUGUCACGCAUUUGCUUGUCAAACGGAAGAAGAUGCAGUUGCUGCUGCAGCUACCUUGUACAGAGCAUUAUUAGCUGAUCUCGAUGGGAAUCGAAGAAGACCUAGACAUGCUAACGGUUUGGGCUGUGUUAGCUUGGCUUCCGUGGUUUCUAGCGUUCGAGAAGCUAGUCCUAGUAACAAGAGCAAUUUGUUGACAUCACCACCACCAAAGCCGAACGUUCCACCUCAUCCUGUAAGACCACCGAGGUCGAAAAAGAAUUCCAUUUCGAAUUCAGCUACCGAAGACGAGGGUAACAAAUCCGUUGGUGUCCAGAAAGCACCGAGAAGAAAAAAGAAAACGACAUCGGACGUACAAGCCGAAGACAUACUCGAAGCUAGAGGACGAAGAAGAGAACCUGUUAAACCGGACAAGCCAGUGAGCCUGAUCCAAAAGAACUUGGAACAGUUUGAAAAAAAAGAUGAUGAUAAUAAAAAUUCCAAAAAUAUUCAACAUGCAGAGAAAAUCGAGAUUGAUCGACCAACUAGUCGUACGGAUAAGAUCUACGAUGAUAAAACUAACAGCAGUAUUUAUGGAGUCCAAUCUAACAUUUACGAAAAAGUAUUAUUAUCCAGAAGAAGCAAUGAUUUCGAUACUAACUCGAGAUCCAUUUACUUGCCAGCUCGAAAAGACGAGGCUGUUCUAUCAAGCGAAAAGAAUUACGGAUCUUACGAUUUUUCUCGAAGAAAUUUUGACAUUGGAAGUACCAAGGAAUCUUAUUCUAAAAAGUCAGAUUGUUUUCCUAUUUACGAUAGAAUCGACAAACCAUCGAACGCGAAGAAUCCGAUUUAUAUGCAAAGCGCGAAGAAGAAUGAUCGACAAAAGAUCUACGAGGAACACUUCAGAGACGCGGAAAAGAUCUACAGUCUCGGUCAAGAAGAUAUUUACGUUCCUGGUAAUAAGAAGAUGGAUCGUGGACACGUUCACAGUUCUCAGGAGGACGUGUUCUUCUCGAGAAAUCGUAAAAAUGAUGUCUACGAAGAUGUCUGCAAAAAGGUUCUUCAGGAAAAACACUGUUCUAGAAACAGAGAAAGAAAUUCAUCCUCCGGUACAAAGCUCUGUAGAGUUGUUACCAUGGAUAAGCCCUUGAAGAAGACAGGUUCUAAUGAUUUAGAAGUUGAACCGAAGAUACCAGAGUACAGUCAGCCUCGAGUUAGAAGGAGAAGUAGAGCUGGUAGUGAACCACCAGUCAGUAGAUCUGAAAGUACCAAGAAAAUUGUUCAAGAGACUAGACUGAAGAGAUCUCAAAGUGAUCUUGACGUAGAGAGAGGGGAUUUAAUGACUAGAGUGGAAUUACCAAGAAGAGCGAGUUUCUUGAAACCUGGUAGUACCAGAAGAGCAAACAAUAUGAAAGGUGGAACUCCUUUAGGGUUUACUGAACUCUUUGAUGAAUUUAGAAAUCAGGAAGGUCUGACCAGCGUCGACGACAUCUUGGCAGCUAUUAUAGAUCCAGAAGGUAUGUCCUUUAACGACCUCAAGCCACUUUACAAAGAAUUUCUAUUGAAACUCGCCGCAACCUUGACACAAGACGAGCUCUAUCAAAGAUCUGCUAGUAUAAUGAGAAGACGACGUAGACCACAAAGAAGACGAUCGACUCGUCGACCUUGUCUGCUGGGACGUGCUAUCAAGAGAUCUGUGUCUAGAUUAAAAGGUGGACCAACCGAAUUCACAUCGGUUAUUUUUCCUGCUAGAAGAUUGAAUGAUAGCUUUGGAAGUAGCUCGUCUUGCGAUGCUAGGAACAAUCAUCGAAAUCGUGUCUUGGCUAAUAGGCACGGAAAGAGACGGUCGUCCUGGAGAAUGAGCAAGCAUGGACAGUGUCAUACAACUUCGGAGGACAGUGACACGUGUAGACGAGCGAGUCGCAACGCUGGGGCAGCUGCAAAUAGAAGCAGCAGUGGUUACGUAAGUUGCAGCGAGUGCAGCUACGAUUCCGAAUCCUGCACCUGUAUCUCAGCGGAUAAAUGUUAUUGUUCCCUGUCCAGAAGGCAACUCGUAGAACCUAUCGUCCCAAAUACGAUUGUGUGUGCUUGCGACACGGACAGUUGUUCCGAAAGCAACAAAUGUUAUUGCGGAAGGACACCUGUACGAUCCAACAUCCUGGAACAAUUGAGACAAAAAGGUAUUGUGCCGUCGGAGAGCACCUUAAGUAGAGGUGGAAGUCCCGAUAGAAUAACAUCGUCAAAAACCUCUAGGAGUCAUUCCUCUUCACAUAACUCUGAAUUAUUGAAGAUUCAAUCCUCUCCGGUUUGUGGUAGCUCGGACAAUUUGGCUUUGGAUUAUGAUCUCUUCAGUCCAGGAAGAAAAUCUCAGCAAUCAUCUGAUAGCGAGAAGGUGUUGGUUGUAAGUGCUAGAGACACUCAAGGUCGUUUGGUCUACGUUGGAGGGGCUGAACGAGAGAAGAAAUGUUUCUCGCAUGGCAAUGUUAGGUCGGACGCUCAUCAUGAAGCACUCUCGAUAAAAAAGAGUGCUGAAAUUGCUGCUGUCUUUGGAUCCGAUUCGAAUAAGAUUUGUAGGAGAGCUAGUAACGCAUCUAGUAUCAAAAGUUCCAUCAGUUUGGAAGCUGGUUUAGGGUAUUUACCUUGAUGGUAAUGUUUCCUGCUCUGUCAAUCGAUGACAGUUUUAUAUCAAAACUUGAUCUCAAAGCUACAUAGCUAAUUCAAGUUUAGUAAAGUAACAUGAGCAUAUUGUAGUCGAUGAUAGUUUAUUUCUUGAUUUCUAAUGUAAAGAAAAAGAAGAAAAUAACGUAUCGCAUAUAAUUUCCAUAAGAAUGGUACCUGUUGCAAAUUUAAAUAAUGAAAAACAAUUAAUACCAUAUUAAAUAUAUUCUGCUCUGUUCUAUAAGUCCUUGAUUCUUUCCAGAUAUUAAAUAAUAAUAUCUUCGAAAGGACGAGAUCGAUAUUAUUAAUGCUUUUGCUACUUUGAACCUGAAUGGCUUAAGUUAGUAAAUUAAGGGAACAGUGCAAUAUCAUGGAUCGUGUAUACAUAUCUUUCGUAAAUACAUUUUUUAAAUAUA